GAUGCUCUGUCUCCUUCAUCCUCUCUGUCUUUUCUUCAGUCAAGUGGUCAGACCUGGGGAGUGCUAUUAUUGGGUGCACUUCAGCCAGAACCGUCUGUUUUGCAUCGCUUCUUUUGUUUAAUGGAUAGAGCGUUGGAUCUUAUUGUUUCGGGACGGGGAUUUGUUUUAAGAGGAUGAAAGCGGAGAACAUCACAGCUGCUUCCAUAAAAAAGACUGGACAAAAAAUGUUUGGAUCGUUACUGUUUUUUUUUGUUUUUUUGACUGAAAGCAUAUCUAGAACUUUUUUUUAAAGUUCUUUUUGGGUUCCAGUAAAAUUGUCCUUGUAUUUUUAAACAUACUCCAGGAUCUUGCAGCCAGAUGUGCUUUGCUAUUCUUGGGCUAUUUGAACAUCAAAAGGACUCCACUAUUAUCCUGGAUCAUUGACAAAACUGUGGUUUGCUUCGGAGGUGUUUAGUACCUAAAAUUAACUUCUGUUGACAUUACAAAUUCCAUCAGCUCUGUAGGUGUGUGUGAGGUAGCGCCAAAGCUUUCUGUGAAAGUUGGAAUAAGCCUGUGGUUAGUUGACGGUCACCCUUUAUGGCAUUUGAGUCGUGUCCUCUUACUGGAGCAGAGAGGGCCGUGUGCAGACUGGUCCACCAUGGCGCCCGACCGCAGUCCAUGCUCAGGCCGAUCCACUUGGAGCUUCAGGUGUUUGUGGAAAAAACUCGAAGCAAGCGGAAACACAGGAUGGAGGCGUCUUGCUUGGAGUUGGCCCUGGAAGGAGAAAGGCUGUGCAAAGCUGGAGACUUUAAAGAAGGAACAGCCUUUUUUGAAGCCGCGGUGCAAGUUGGCACAGAAGACUUGAAAACUCUUAGUGCCAUCUACAGCCAGUUGGGUAAUGCCUACUUUUACCUGAAGGAAUAUGGCAAAGCCCUGGAGUUCCACAAACAUGACCUUAAUUUGGCUAGAAACAUAGGAGACAGGAUUGGGGAAGGAAAAGCUAGCAGUAACCUUGGUAACACUUUGAAAGUGUUGGGGCAAUUUGACGAGGCUAUCGUCUGCUGCCAAAGACAUCUGGAUAUUUCUCAAGAACAAGGCGAUAAGGUGGGAGAGGCCAGAGCACUGUAUAACAUAGGAAACGUGUUUCAUGCAAAGGGGAAAAAGCAGUUGUGGGGAUGCACACAGGAUCCAGGAGACCUGCCCCCUGAUGUCAGAGACACAUUACAAAGGGCUACCACGUUUUACGAGAUGAAUUUAUGUUUAGUCAAAGAGCUUGGUGACCGAGUUGCUCAGGGGAGAGCCUAUGGGAACCUGGGCAACACCCAUUACCUGCUGGGUAACUUUGUUAAAGCUAUCACAUUUCAUCACCAGCGAUUAGCCAUUGCCAAGGAAUUUGGGGACAAAGCUGCAGAGCGACGAGCCUACAGUAACCUGGGAAAUGCCUUCAUAUUCUUGUCCCAGUUUAACACAGCCACUGAGUACUACAGGAAAACUCUGCAUCUUUCCAAGGAGCUAAGGGACAAGGUGAUGGAGGCUCAGGCCUGCUACAGCCUGGGCAACACCUACACUCUGCUGCAGCAGUAUGACAUGGCCAUAGACUACUACCUUAAACACCUGUACAUUGCUCAGGAACUCACAGACAGAGUUGGAGAAGGGCGUGCGUGCUGGAGUCUGGGAAAUGGAUAUGUGUCUUUGGGAAACCUAAAACAAGCCCUUUACUAUGCCCGAAUGCAUCUGGAAAUCUCUAAAGAAAUUGGAGACAGAAAUGGGGAAUUGACAGCCAGGAUGAAUGUACAGCAGCUGAGUACGUCACUUGGAGUAUCUGAGGAGGACCUAUCACCCUCCAGUUCAGAAUUUGAGAUUCAAGGUGCAAGACCCAAAAGCACCAUGAAAAACAGCACGGACAGUGUGGAACUGUGGAAGUACUCUUCAGAUAAGAAUGGUAAUUGCCAAAACUUAGAAGGUGCGCCGAGAAGAUCCAAGGGUCAGCCAUGGCAGUCCGUUAAAAGAAAAGGCUGUUCGGACAGUCAGGGGUCAGACGAAAGGCCGUGGUUGGACUCUCCCGUAGAUGCAGAUGACAUCACAGUCCUAGUCCCGCCUCCUGUAACUAAGCUGAGCUGUGAACCCCCCGAUGAAGACUGCUUCAUCGAACUCCUCAGCAAGUUCCAGAGCAGCCGCAUGGAUGACCAGCGCUGCCAACUCGAGGAGCCGCAGAGCAACGGGGAAGCCGGGGCAAACGCAGCAAGCCUGAACAACGCGAAAGAUGCGGCACUUACCACUUCCCCUCAGACCGAGGAGCUGUUCGAUCUCAUCGAGAGCUCUCAGGGUCGUCGACUCGAUGAUCAGCGUGUAAAUGUUGGCAACCUUCCAGGUCUUAGGAUCACGCAGAACAACCUGGGUCAUUUGGUUGGGGAGGGCGACCGCCAGGAACCCGGCGAUGAUUUCUUCAACAUGCUGGUAAAGUGCCAGUCCUCAAGGAUCGACGAUCAGCGCUGCACCCCACCAGAACCCGGCCCCCACGCCCCAACGGUGCCUGAUGAAGACUUCUUCAGUCUCAUACAGCGGGUGCAGGCCAAGCGAAUGGACGAGCAGCGGGUCCAGCUGCCCAGCGACGACCAACCCAGCCCUCCCUCGCCUGAUCCAGAACCUCCUCGUGGAUUCCCCAGCUAGAGGCUGUGCAAUCAACGUGCACAACAGCAUUUUAACAUAAAGCAAAAAAAGAAACACGUGUGUUUAAAGACAGCAUAAAAAGAGGGGAGGGAUUAAAAAAACUAAAAGGAAACUCUGUGUGCAAAAGGUGGUGACCUGUUAAGUGUUGCUUCAUUUGUACAAAGUGUGUGUAUAUUUAAAAAAGAAAAAAGCAGAGAUGUGGUAAGAGCAAGAACAAACUUGACCUACAUUUUUCCACGCUCAAACUAAUGCCUUAAUUAGACGUUUUUUUUGGACCCGUAAAUGUAUUCCUUGGUGUAUUUUCAGGGGUGCAUUGUGGUCAAACACUAAGAAAUGGGAAGUUUAUUUGAAGUCAAGGUGAAGAGUGCAAUGCAGUUUCAUGACUGAAUAAGUGUUAAUGUUAAUGUUAGAUUAAUUUAUUGCUAAUUGUGCUCUUACAAAUGCUUUUUUUGUUUCCGCCAUUUUAUGUUUUGUGAUUUGAAUUCUUCAUAGAAGGGUGCAGUAUUACCUUUUUUGGGCCUCCAGUGUUAUUAUGCUCUGGUCACUUUAUAGUUUUGUUUUGAAAAAUCCUACACCUGUUUAUGUCAGUUUGAAAAGGUGUUUACAUUUUUUUAAAGCUCAAACUGACAUGUAUGCAUGCAGUGGUAAAAUCCUAUGCUUCACAAAAUAUGAAGGUAUUCUUUAAAAUUGAAAUUUUAUUAACUCUACUGCCUCCCUGUGGUCAAAAUAGGUAUUACCCUGUCAAAAACCUGCCAGUAAGGAUUCAAACUUUUUGUUGAAGUUUUUUAUUUUUAAUUAUGAAUUUGACAAUUUUGUAAGUUAUUUUAUUUUAUUUUUUGAGUGUGUUUAAAUGUUUAUAGAGUUAACUCUAAGAGCGAUGCUACAUCUUUUAAAUCUAUCGGUUCGGAAAAUAAUUAACUGGAGGCUUUUAAAUCAAAAAUCAUGCAUACCUCACUUGUACCUGCAAGCUUUUAUCGACCCUAGAUAUUCUUGAUUUAAACCACAAAAAAUUUGCCUCAUCUCAUUUUGAUAAUUAACACUUAUGGGAGCUGCAAUUAAUAUAUUCUCCUUUAUUCUGACUUUUGUGUGAUUGAACAUUUAUAGACAUUAACUGGCAUCCUUCUGAUUGUCUUUGCCAUGAUUUGUACAUAAAAAUGUACUUUGUAUUUAUGUUUUAGGGCAUGGAAGUGACCCAUCAUGCUUUUAAUAAAAUGAUUCAGAUGUU
This is a messenger RNA of Oryzias latipes (Japanese medaka), 3874 nucleotides long. It is a transcript of the gene gpsm1b, whose product is annotated as G protein signaling modulator 1b. NCBI's taxonomy places the organism in Eukaryota, Metazoa, Chordata, Actinopteri, Beloniformes, Adrianichthyidae. Gene Ontology annotation, molecular function: G-protein alpha-subunit binding; GDP-dissociation inhibitor activity. Gene Ontology annotation, biological process: establishment of mitotic spindle orientation. The record is from RefSeq and is a predicted model, not a curated record. Gene Ontology annotation, cellular component: cell cortex.